Mizuhopecten yessoensis (Yesso scallop) is the source of this 1495-nucleotide messenger RNA. Its product is annotated as calmodulin-like. The record is from RefSeq and is a predicted model, not a curated record. Bases 436 to 828 code for a protein of 130 amino acids. Gene Ontology annotation, cellular component: central plaque of spindle pole body. Gene Ontology annotation, molecular function: enzyme regulator activity; calcium ion binding. Lineage: Eukaryota; Metazoa; Mollusca; Bivalvia; Pectinida; Pectinidae. Gene Ontology annotation, biological process: spindle pole body organization. The transcript is spliced from 6 exons.
CUUAGCAGACAAUGGCUACGAGCCUUCUGCGUUAAGACCACCGGGACAAAGCCUGCUAUUGCAUUUUGACAGGUGAAUUGUUAUCGAAUGUUUACUCCAAAGUUCAUCUUGCAGUUUAAAACAGUAUCACAGAUCAGAUCAUCUUUGGCUAAGUCAAAAACAAUGAAACAAUGACCCUCUCACACCUCUCUGUGGCAUGAACGUGUCGGGAUUUAGUCCAGAAAAACGAGUUCAAGACUAUAACAGUGUUUUGCUGUACGUGCCGACGGACUUUGUGCGACGUUUAUAUGUUAUGCUGGUAUAAACCACGGUGCAUUCGGUCAUAUAGACAUGGACGAAUCUUCAAGUUUCCGACCUACGCAAGUUAUUUUUUUCACGUAGACUCUUCCGGAACUGUCGGAAACGGAACUUGCGCGUUUACGCGAGACAUUUAAGAUGUUUGACCUUGAUAACAGCGGCAAGGUUACAGCGGAGAACCUCACCCUGGUAAUGCGGGCCUUAGGACAGAAUCCCACAAAGGUGGAAGUGGAGGAUCUGUUAAAAGACAAAGACAUAGACGGAGACGGAAUGAUCAACUUUGACGACUUUACAAAAAUGAUGAGAGUAAAGAUGGCAACAACGGAGGUAGAAGCGGAACUAAGCCAUGCGUUUAAAAUGUUUGAUAGAGACAAUAGCGGCAAAAUAAAUUUCGAGGAGCUCCGAGUGGCGUUGACCUGUAUCGGUGAGAAGCUUACAGACGACGAGGUCAAGGAUAUGCUCGCGGAGGCUGAUAGGAAUGGGGAUGGCGAGAUCGAUUAUGAAGAGUUUGUACAAAUGAUGUCCCACUGACACAGAUAACGCCUUAUCAACAUCAGACAGGAUGCAUCCGGGGAAGCCUUCCAAUGGGACACCAUGCCUGAUUUAUACGUUGCUUAUAACUAACAAUGGAAGUAAUUUAGCAAUAAUUAAUAAUAAUAAUCCUCAGUAUUAUAUGUCAUCGUAUUUCUAUAUUAAUUAAAUCACUUUGUAACUUAUGUUAUCUUUCACGUGUGGAAACCAUUGAUUAAAGAAGAAAAUAUUGUAAUUCUCUGCUGAAACAACUAGACACAUGAGAGAAGACAGACUGUAUGAGAGAGAACAGGACUGUAUGGGAGAGAACAGGACUAUAUGAGAGAAAGCAGGACUGUAUGAGAGAAGACAGGACUGUAUGAGAGAAGACAGUACUAUGAGAGAGAAGACAGGACUGUAUGAGAGAAGACAGGACUGUAUGAGAGAAGACAAGAAUGUAUGAGUGAGGACAGGACUGUAUGAGAGAAGACAUGACUGUAUGAGAGAAGACAGGACUGUAUGAGAGAGAACAGGACUGUAUGGGAGAGGACAGGACUAUAUGAGAGAAGACAGGACUGUAUGAGAGAAGACAGGACUGUAUGAGAGAGGACAGGACUGUAUGAAAGAAGACAGUACUCUAUGAGAGAAGACAGGACUGUAUGAGAGAAGACAGGACUGUAUGAGAGAG